AUGAUUAUCUGCAUGGACACUGCACUUGUGGCCCCACAAUUCAAGCGCCUCCAGCUUUACCAAGAAAGUAUCAAAGCCUUUGUUUACAGUGUCAAGUUGAAGCUUGAGCUAAAUAUCCUUUCCAAGCUAGUGGACCUCGUCCAGCGAAGUUCAAUUGAUAGAUCAUUGACUUUGGAGUUCAUCGACGCAAAUUCGAUCGUUGGACAGACACAAGCGGCAGUGUGCUGA
Molecule: messenger RNA, 228 nt
Organism: Cladophialophora bantiana CBS 173.52
Lineage: Eukaryota; Fungi; Ascomycota; Eurotiomycetes; Chaetothyriales; Herpotrichiellaceae
Exons: 2
Coding region: 1-228 (75 amino acids)
Source: RefSeq, a predicted model, not a curated record